CUCUACCAAAUCACCUUCCUAAAUAGAGAGAGACUUUCUCUUAUUGCGAUAACGUAUUCUCUCUCUUUCUCACUCAUAACUAAGGUUUCAGAUUCCCCACAGAGAUGGAGAACACCCAAAGCCCCACUUCAGGAAAUCCGCGGGCCCUACCGGAGCCCAUCCAUCAACAGAUAUUUGUGAAGGUUGAGAAAAUCAUCGCGAUCAGAGCAGAGAGCUCGGACACAACCAACGACAUCAAAGCUAAAAUCCGAGAUAUGGAUAGCAUUGCAACUAAUGUCCAAGAGACUUUCUUAUCCGGAAACAACCUCAAAGAUGUCCAUACAAUGGUUAAAUACGGAUCUCAAGAUGCUGCCACCCUCAACUUACUAGUCCAUUCAGGAGUUAAAAUGCAAAUUAAUGUCAAGAUUCCUCUGGUAAAGACAACCAUUGGGCUAGAAGUGAAGAAUUGCGACACCAUCUACAAUAUCAAGGCCCGAGUUCAGGAGGAGGAGGCAAUCCCACCUGACAGACAGACCCUCAUCUAUGCCGGAAAACUGCUCGAGGAUAGCCUGUCAUUGGCUUCUUACAACAUCCAAAAUGGAGCCACUCUUUAUGCGAUCUUCCGCCCAAGCGAUGGAAUGCAAAUAUUUGUAAGUAGGCAAACAGGAGAUGCAAUCAAACUUGAAGUGAAAGCAUGGUACACCAUCCGGGACAUCAAAACUACAAUCGAGAGCACGUUGGGGACCCCACAACACCAACAAAUGCUUAUCUAUGCUGGAAAGCUGCUUGAUGAUGAUCCAACCUUAGCUGAAUAUGGCAUCAAGAGUGAAUCAACCCUUCAAUUGCGGCCCUACGAGAUGCAGAUUUUCUUUAAGCCACUGACUGGAAGGACCGUUACACUUGUAAUGAAGCUAUGCGAUACCAUCAAGAGUGUUAAGGCCAAGAUUCAGGAAAAGGAAGGGACGCCUCUAAGAAAUCUCAGGCUCCUCUAUGCUGGAAAAUUACUUCAGGACAACCGAACACUCCAGGAUUACAAUAUCGAAAAGGACUCCACCUUGAACAUGAUGUAAUUUGGAAGAAGGUAAUAGUUAGAAGUGAAUGUAAAAGGACUCCCAAUACUUCUAGGAAACUCAUGGAAGAUGACAUGUGAAAAUCAUCAUGGCUUUUGUAAACGAGUUUGAUGUCUACCCAUUUGUGGCAACAUGGUAACACAUGAAGGCUUUCUUUUGAACUCAUUUAAUUCUUAGAAUUAUUUCCUC
Messenger RNA from Magnolia sinica, 1238 nucleotides. Its product is annotated as polyubiquitin 11-like. Gene Ontology annotation, cellular component: cytoplasm; nucleus. The transcript has 2 exons. Bases 105 to 1049 code for a protein of 314 amino acids. Gene Ontology annotation, molecular function: protein tag activity; ubiquitin protein ligase binding. NCBI's taxonomy places the organism in Eukaryota, Viridiplantae, Streptophyta, Magnoliopsida, Magnoliales, Magnoliaceae. Gene Ontology annotation, biological process: modification-dependent protein catabolic process; protein ubiquitination. The record is from RefSeq and is a predicted model, not a curated record.